This is a messenger RNA of Aspergillus japonicus CBS 114.51, 2636 nucleotides long. RefSeq lists its product as uncharacterized. The annotation marks the transcript as partial. The transcript has 2 exons. NCBI's taxonomy places the organism in Eukaryota, Fungi, Ascomycota, Eurotiomycetes, Eurotiales, Aspergillaceae. The record is from RefSeq and is a predicted model, not a curated record.
CCUCCGGCCUCACUUGUCGCACGUUCUAGGGGGAUGCAGGUUCUGACCAACUCUCUUUCCCCAGGGGACUAUGAAGAUGAAUCUUGGUUCUUGGCUUCAUAGGCGUGCAAGGCCACUUUGGAACCUCUUUGCUUUGCAUUCCCCUGGCUAGUAACACGGUCUGGCCUACCACUCUUGGUGAAUGCACCGAUCUGUGUUAAUCUUUCUUAUUACUAGACUUUUGUCUUUCUUCUUUUCUCUCUUCACCUGAUGCUUAACACUCCACCUUGACUUCCACCACUACACCUUCCUACCUUACCAUCCUUCCAUUACCAAGUACUAUUCUGGCUCUCUCUACACACCUCCGUCAACCCAAGCAAGCGAAACGCGCCCACGAUGACGACGUCUGUCUCCUCUACCCCCAGAACCAAGCGCGUUGAAUUCGCCGAACCCCUCACCUCCUCACCCCGCCGAUCCUACACCAACGCGAUCACUAGCAAAGAUGUAACCGAAGCGAUCACCCACACCCCCAUGAAGGACAGUGCCAUGGUUAAGGACAUGGCAUAUAGUGCCUCUGACCUUCUCCACGCUCUCCACGAAAAAACCGUCGACGACAUCCUCUCCGAUGAAGCCAGUCAACAUUCCUCACGGUUCGACGACUACAGCCAAACCUCCGACCACAAUCAUACUCCGGACUACAGUCGUAGCCCAGACUGGUCGCAUGGGUCGCAGCGACAGUCGCCGACAGCGCGGCAGCUAAGCUCGCCGGACUGGGCGCUGGGCAAGCGGAUCAUACCUGACUACCGGUCGGAUUCUGAGUCGGGAGAUGACUCCACGUCUGAGUCAGGAUCUGCGGUGAGCUUUGAACCUGGGUUCGAGUCUGCAGCACAAUCUCGAUCCGAAACCAAACCAAACUCAAAUUCGGAGCCCAUCAUGUUGCCUCCCGAUAGUCCUAAGCAGAGCGCCCUGCACCCCGACAUCGAAUCCAUAGACCUUCUCAAGUCACCUUCACCGUCGGUUUCACCGGACCCUGGAUCCUACUCUACUGCGCGCGAGCACACAGGGAGCCAAGAUGCGGAUGACGAUACUAGCGAGUUCGAAUUUGACUCUGAGUGGGAGGAAGAUUAUCAUCAGUUUCCAUCCGUGAGCCGGCCGCAGGUGAGAGAGCUUGGUUUCGCGCUGUGUAGGAGCGACUUCAUGCGCAGAGGCAUUUAUCCAGUGAAGAGAGCCGCGAAACGCGCGUUCGUUGAUUAUGCCUCGCAGAAGGCGGUCGAAAUCGGGAUGACGGAGUGGGAAUUUGAACGGAUGAUGAGGGCUUUAAGAGGUGUCUAUCUGCUCCAGUGGGGCGCAAAGAGUGGUGAUGACUCAAAGGUGAUCCCGGAAACAGGAUCCAAGCCAGAGUCUGAUGAUGGACAAGAGAAGGAUCCGGUCGGCCCAAGAGACUCACCAGUUGUGAUAAGUGAGAGCCAGCAAGCGGCCUCCGGACCUAAGUCCGUUGAGUCACUACCCGGUGCCGUUCUCGCAGAUGACCAGGGAGAGGAUGUGGUUCUUGGUACCAGACAGGACGAGCCGAAACCCAAAAAUAUGGCGGCGUCAGUGUUUGAAUCACUUCAGAGGUUGGACUUUGCAUCAGCGGAUGAGUCAGGGAAAGGCUCGGCGAAGUCGAUUGAUAAAUCACGCCCUUCCUCGCCCAAAGAGAAUAAUACGGCAGCACCAAUUGAUGUUGAUUUAACAGCAGCAUCCCCGGCUACAGGUAAGUCUCCCACAAUGGGCACAGAACAGACCGACCGGAAAAAAAGGCCGAGCGGCGAGGGUCUUGCAGAAAAAUCGACGAAGAAGAUGAAGGCGCCUGUCGAUGACUCGUCUAUUGGUCGAAAAAAGCGGAAGCAGGACGAGAGCCCUCUGCUAUCCAAGGACCAACCAGGCCAUGCAAGUCAUUCCGACAAGUCUAAAAGAAGGAAGAAGACACGCUCUUCGUCUGAAAGUCAUGCCUCUUCGAAUCCAGCUUCAACGCCACCUGUGCAGCUGAACGGAGAUGGGAAGGCGACAAAGGAUAAGGCAACGAACUCAGCAAAGACAAAAUCUUUGCAGAGCAAGAAGGCCUAUAAACUUGCAGAUGAUGGCCUCGAAUAUGUCGGACAGUUGACUGCCGAGCCAAAGCGGAAUCCCAGAAUGGCUAGUACGGCCCAGCAGCCCAAGAAAACCAUCACCACUUCCAAGUCAAUGCAACCAAAGAAUACUAUCGAGAGUGUCAUACCCAAGGAGUCUACAAAUCAGCAGCCAAUUCAGACUGCCAGAUCCUGGAAUUUAAAUCAGUCCAAUGGCACCCAGAAGGCCGGAGGCUCCAAAAUCACUGCAAGACCUGCGCAAGCAAGGGAAUUUGAGAAAAGCGGCAACCUUAAGAAAGCCAGUACAGCCAAAGGACAUCUGAACGACCGUGACACUGCUGUGCUUAUUGAUUUGACGGACCCCGAAAAGGGGAAACAUGCCAACAAGGCAAAGGAUCCCAAUCUUCAUAAGCCUGGAACGCCUGCGAUGACCAAAGGAUCUAAGCUAGCCACACUCGAAGGGCAAAUCUCUGAUAUCCAAGCUCAGAUCCAGCAUCAAGGUUUGCUCAAAGCGAAGCAGGCGGCAACAAGACGGGCGAACCCGAACAA